Molecule: messenger RNA, 903 nt
Organism: Vittaforma corneae ATCC 50505
Lineage: Eukaryota; Fungi; Microsporidia; Nosematidae
Exons: 1
Coding region: 1-903 (300 amino acids)
Source: RefSeq, a predicted model, not a curated record
AUGACAAGGUUUGAUAAUUUUACCAAUGUUGUUGAUCUAGAUGAGCUUGAAAGCUUUAUCUGCGAGGCCUUCUUUAUUGAGGGGAGACUUAGUAAGAUUUGUUGCUUGUACUUUCUAAACAGGACUGAGGUAAAGUUUGAUAUUUCAAGGAUAAGGAGGGGAGAGGAGUAUGCAGAUAGAAUUUUCAAGAGUCUUUCGGAUGAAGUAAUGGAUAGAGACAUGAAGCUGAUGAAGAUUAGAAUAUUUGUUCUAUUUAAACAGCACUUCAAAGUAAGAAAGUCGAUUUUGAAGAUCGUCAUGAGUAUGAUUGAUAUAGAAAGGGAAGACCUGAAAGAUUUGCUUGACUGUAUUGUUACAAGCGUUGAGGAAAAUGAAGCGUUAGAUGUGCUUGAUUCCAUAGCAACGCAUUUUGUAAACGAGGAUCAGCAGGAUGAGAUUGUUGUGCUAGGAAUGAAUGUUAUGAGGGAGAUAUACACCAAGUUUUUAUCCUGCUACGGAAAUAGAGAUGGUUGGACUAGUGGCGAAAACGAAGAGAUUAAUGGCAGUGAUUGGAAUAAAGAACAUAGUGUAAUGGAAGAAAUGAAAAGGAAAAUUCUAAAGCAUAUUGAGAGUUUCAAGGGAAAUAAGACCAAAUGCAUAUUCUAUGCGUAUAGGAUGGUAGUAAGGGCCGUAGUUGACAAUGAAAUAGUUGAAAGACCCGUGAGCCAUAUUAAACAGAAGAUUGAUAAGGAAAAAAGGGAAAUAGUAAGAAAGAAGGGAAAGGAGGAGCUACGGCGAAGAAGAGAAGAGGCCAAAAGAGAGGAAAAGAAGGAGAGAUACAGAAAUAGGAAGAAAGGAAGAAAGAAGAGCGCAAUGGCAAAGCUUAUGAAAAGACCAAGCAGAAAAAGAAAGACAUGCAAAUAA